AUGAAAAUGUCUUUCAACACCGACAUAUCGACCACAUUGGAGAACAGCAGAAAUACUCUAAGAAAAAUUGCCAGAAAUGACAACACUGAGUUCUCAAAACAGAGUGUCCUAAAUGAUAUGGAGAAGUUUGUUAAAAUGGUAACCGCCAUGGACGAGACUGUGUUAGUUCCCAGUCGUUUGAUGAACUUGCCGCAAGAGGGUGAUGAUGACCCAUUCAACCUAUACUCUAUGUUGAAUGAUUUGAAGACUGAAUUACUCUGGGCCGGUGAAGAGACGACCGAACGUGGCCGUCGUAUAUCUGACUUCAGUGACACUGAGAGUGAUGCAUCCAGUGCCGCUGGGGAUUCCGGUAUUGAUGGUGAAGAUGAGAGGGAGUCUGCUGCUCGGGCUGCGGCUGCCUGCCGCCGUCAUCUCAGGGGCCUGCGCCGUUGUCUCCGCCACUUAACGGCCGCUGCGGUACAUCUGACGAGGUCGUAUCAGGAAGAAGUCGGUGCCCCCGUUUGA
This is a messenger RNA of Danaus chrysippus (African queen), 504 nucleotides long. NCBI's taxonomy places the organism in Eukaryota, Metazoa, Arthropoda, Insecta, Lepidoptera, Nymphalidae. The record is from the annotation of a GenBank genome assembly.